UACAAAAAAAAUAAAAAGAAUUUAAGCAAAAUUAAAGGAAAUUAGUUUUAAUCAUAGAAGAUAUAAAAAAUAAGUUUUUUAAUGAUGGUAAGAAGAGGUAGUAGUAAUCUUGCGCCUACAUUUUUAAUACUUUUAUUAAUGAUUUGUUGUAUAUUUGGAUAAGGUCAAAACACCUUUUUUUCUUAAGAUUAAAAUAUUCCUUAUUAAAUAGAUAUAUCUUCAAGUAAAGGAUAAUAGUUUUUAGAAUUAACAUUUACAAACAAUUUCAUACAACUUAAUUAAUCGAAAGACACCUUUUUAUGCUUUUUAGUUACUAAAGAUAAAGUAUCAAUAAUAGAUUAGCAAUCUAUUUAUUCAAUAGAUUAGCUUAGUUCAAUAGACUUUUAAAAUUGUUUGCUUUAACUUGAUCAAACGGUAUUAGUAGAAUUAGAUCCAGCAAUUAAACAAGUUUAUAUAAAUCCUAUCUUUAUUGAUGAAUUAAAACAAAUUAACUUUUCAAGGCUUGUUCCUAUUGAAACAUAAUUUAAUGCUAAUUUCAUUAAAAAAGACGGUCUUUGCCCAGAAGUUUGCAAUGGAGCUACUUGUAAUUCUUUGAGCGAGCCAUCUUUUAACCUAUAAAAUGUGUGCCAAACUUGUCCUAAUUAUUAUAUCGGAUAGUACUGUCAGCUAAAUUAUUAAAUAUACCAAAUAAAUAACUAGUACCAGUUUACAUUUUCUAGUAAGAGAUGGAAAUUCAUAAGAGUAUAGGUUAAUGUCCCUACUAAAUUAAACGCUAAUUAUCAUAUUGUAAUGAUUUAAUAAUAAACAUUACUUUAGUAAAAUUUUAGCUUGCUUUAUUCCCAAUAGAUUAGAUUUAAAUCUAAUUAAGAAGAUGCUUCUUAUCCAAUAAUUGGAUUUGAUAAUUCUUAGGUAAGAAAUUCAAGUAGUACUUUAGAUGAAUCUUUAACCAAAGAAUAUAUUUCAUCUGUUGUUUAGUAAAGCUCAAUAGCAAGUUAAAAUAUUAAUAACUAGACAUAUGAAAUCGUCUUUUAUAUUAACCUUUUUAAUAACGGAUAUCAAGAUUUUAAUGUUGAAUUUGCUUUUUAUGAUGAUCAAUCUUAUUAAAAGUAUCAACUCUAGUACAUGAAUUUAUUUGAUUUGCCUUCCUGGGUUUUCUAUCUUAUGAUGGGGUUCGCUAUUUUGUUCUUUAUUGCUAUCCUUUGCUUAGUCAAGGCUCUUGUCAAAAGAUAUUAGGAUGAGCAAAGCUAAAGAGCUCUUUUAAAUCGUAGGAAUCUUGAGAAAUUAAAUCCCGAAAUUGUUGAAUCUCAUAUUCCGAAGUAUACUUUCAAGCAUAUUUUUAAAGCUGUGAAAAAGAGAAGAGAUGAAAUUCUUAAAGAAUGUUAGUAAGAGCAGGCUGUACCAUCUCAACCAAGGAGCCCAGAAGAAGAGGAAAAAAGAAGAUAAGAAUAAGAAGAAAUGUGUAGAAAAGUGUAGGAGAGAUGUGAAAAUAUUUUAGGAAAUGGGGAAUGUGGUAUUUGCUUAUGCAAUUUUGAAUACGAAGAUGAGUGUAGAUUAACAAUAUGCGAUCAUAUUUUUCAUAUUGCAUGUUUCGAUCCUUGGUUGUAUAAAAAUUAAAAUUGCCCUUAUUGCAGAACACCAAUCACUGAGGCAGCCCUUAAAGAAUGGAAGCUUAAAACGAUAAAGUAUUAUCCUCUUGACUAGUCACUAGGUUCUGUAGCUACUAUCGAUAGCAAAAAAUUGAAUAAAUCUGACAUUGAUUAAGAAAAAAGUAAAUUACCCAAAGAUAAUCAGUAAGAUGAACUAAAACAUAAUGAAUAAGAGAAUUGCAAGAAAGAUAAAACUUAUGAUGGAGAUGUAUUUUCAGCUGAUUUGGUCAAGAAAGAUAUAAUAAACUUAAAAGUAGAAAAAAAACCAAUAUAUUUCCAUACUCUUAGUCUUCAAUCAUUAAAACAAGCAGAAUCACCUCAGCACUAAAGAGAUGUUCGCAUUAAUAAAAAACAUGCAACAGUAAAACUAACAAAAGACACAAUUUAAACCCUAGAAAUGUACUUUAAUAAAUCUUAAAAUUAAGAUUAAAAUAAGAAAUCAGAAAAUGAUGUUUAAAGAAAAAAAGAAAAGGCAAGUACUUUUGUUAAUCCAGCAAAUUAAAAUUAUUACAAUAACGAACCUAAGUCUGCUCACCUGGCUAAAAUUAUGAGAGGACAUGAGCAUGUUUAUUAAGAUACAUAUGCUACAGUUAAUUAAAAUUCUCCUGAAACAUUUAUUUAACCCUUCAAGCCAGUUUUUGACUUUAAGUAGAACUUGAAUAACAUUAAUGAAAUAGAUAGCUCUGAAGCUUCUACAAGAAUAAGAUAAGAUUCUCAUAUUUAUUCAUUAAACGAACCCUUUUCUCAUAAUAAAUUAUUUUAAAAUCAUGAUUCUUCUAACAAGUUGGGCAAUAAUUUAAAUUAUAAUUUAAAUUUGUAGGAUAGUAUACUUAAAAUAGGAAUGAUUGAGUCUCCUAGAGUGGAAUAAGUUCACGAUAAGCAAAGUAAAUCAAGUAAGUUCAAGUUAACUCAACGGGGAUUAGAAUCUAACUAAGAUUUAUAAUCAAUAAUUGAUUUAGAUAAUGAAGAAAAAGAUAAUUAUCAAAGUAAUAAUAAACUCUAAAUAGAAAACAAAAUAGGUUAAGUUGAACAUUUAAUUGAUUAAUAGUAGUAAAAAAAUUAAUAGCAAAAUAUCAACAUAAACCUUAAAAAGCAGUAAAGUGCUAAUUUAGAUUUUAGACAUACCAACUUUUUUCAUAAUAGAGAAUAAGAUAAGCAAGAAUAAGAUUAAAUUGAAUAUGAAAUUAAUUUCAUCAAAAGCAAAUCCUAAAAAAGUUAAACUCUCACUAGCUUUUCUCCUGUUAAAUUAUUUGAUAAAAAUAAAGGCUCAACAACUAAAUCAAACAAUAAUAUUGACAAUUUAAAAUUUAAUUGA
Molecule: messenger RNA, 2961 nt
Organism: Tetrahymena thermophila SB210
Lineage: Eukaryota; Ciliophora; Oligohymenophorea; Hymenostomatida; Tetrahymenidae
Product: RING finger protein
Exons: 2
Source: RefSeq, a predicted model, not a curated record